Messenger RNA from Hyla sarda, 1686 nucleotides. RefSeq names its product sosondowah ankyrin repeat domain family member A (gene SOWAHA). Bases 1 to 1647 code for a protein of 548 amino acids. The transcript has a single exon. NCBI's taxonomy places the organism in Eukaryota, Metazoa, Chordata, Amphibia, Anura, Hylidae. The record is from RefSeq and is a predicted model, not a curated record. Gene Ontology annotation, molecular function: protein binding.
AUGGCUGUAACACAAGAAGUUGUGCUGAACUUUCUGCUGGAGCAGGGAGGAAAGGUGAAGAACUCCGAUCUGAUCAGAAGGUUUAAGGCUGCGGUGGAGUCUUCUAACCCUCAGGAGAAGGCAAACAACAGGGAACUGUUCAAGAAGUUUGUCAAUAACAUAGCAGUGGUUAAAGAUGAAGAGGGCACCAAGAUGGUGGUGCUAAAGAAGAAAUAUACCCACUUACUGGCAGGGGCACCAAGUACCUCAGUGCUGGAGGAAGAGGAGAUGGCCAGGUACAGCACAGAAGAUCCAACACUACUUGUACCUUUGACUAACAACAUAGAGGAGGGGGCUCCCAGCUGUCAGGAGACAAGGACUUCACAGCAGGAUCCAUCUGAACCAGAACCCAGACUAGAUGAGCUACAAGGUUCUGCUGAGACUACUCCUGAGACUACUCCUGAGACUACUCCUGAGACUACUCCUGAGACUACUCCUGAGACUACUCCUGAGACUACUCCUGAGACUACUCCUGAGACUACUCCUGAGACUACUCCUGAGACUACUGGCCAGCCUGAAACCAGCACCAUGUAUGAGGAGUAUACGGAAGACCUUAAUGGAGAUAAAAGGGAGUCUGUCUUUGACAUUGUGUCUAGAAUGGACAAUGCUGGACCUGUCCCUUUCCCCAAAUCGUGGUCUGAUACCCAGCCUAAAGAACAGGUGUAUAAGCCGCACAUGUUGCCAUUACGUUAUGCCCCUUCUUCGGAUGAAAUAUGCCAGGGUGAAGACCCUUCUCCACCAACGGCACUAACUAAAGCUCCUCAGGAAGCUUCAUUACCCAGGUCCCCCAAGGUGCCUAGGAGGCAACCUGAAGAUAUAGGCUCCAAGUCCCCCCAAAUCAAGAAGUCCUCCAAAAUGAUAAAAAUAAGCGAGGAGAACAAAUAUUCCGAGGUGGUGCCCAUGGAGCAAUCCGAACACGAGUGGAUGGUACAUUCCACCAAUGGUAGGUGGAAUCAUAAACUCCUUGGUCUUCUUAUGACUGACAGUGACUUGGCUGGUAAGAAAGACUUUAUAUCUGGAUAUACAGCAUUGCAUUGGGCAGCCAAGAGUGGCAAUUUGGAGAUGGUAAAAUUAUUGUUUGAACAAAGUUCGAGAAGUGGCAGUAACAUUAAUGUGAAUGUGAGGUCUUUUGGCGGGUAUACACCACUACAUAUAGCUGCUAUCCAUGAGUGUAAAGAUGUCAUCCUUUUGUUAACUAGCGUGUAUAAUGCAAACGUCCACAUCCGGGAUAACAGUGGCAGAAAGCCGUACCAUUACUUAAAGAAAAGUGCCCCCGUGCAGCUCCGGUUUAUUUUAAAGGAUCCCACUGUUUCAAAUCAAGAACAUGCUAUCCCAACGAAAAGAAACUCAAAGGUUGCUGCCUCUAUAUUGGGAACGACCAGCGCCUUCCUUGGUGUCCUUUCUGAUGACCUUGCAUUUCAUGACUUGACAAAAGGUCUCAAGAAGCCUGGAACUUUCAAUAAGUUCUUUACUGCACCCUCUGGGGUGAGGAAGAAGCUGAAGGCAAGGGACAGCUAUCCAUCCAUCUCUUCUCUUUGUGAAGAACCUGAGGAGCCUGAGGAAAUUGUGGGAAAGCGCAGACCUGUUUCUGAGUUUUUUAGCCACUAGUUGACUCUUAAAGGGGUUAUCCAGGACUGCAAAACUAGA